This is a messenger RNA of Drosophila obscura, 849 nucleotides long. Its product is annotated as ubiquitin carboxyl-terminal hydrolase puf. NCBI's taxonomy places the organism in Eukaryota, Metazoa, Arthropoda, Insecta, Diptera, Drosophilidae. The transcript has a single exon. The record is from RefSeq and is a predicted model, not a curated record. The coding region runs from base 10 to 849 and encodes 279 amino acids.
GCAGCGAACAUGUCGACAGGAUUGGGAAUGUGUGCCACACUUGUGCUGUGCCUGGCUCUGGUCCAGCCAGCCGUUAUACGUCCUGAGCUCGAUGCCGACUCCGAGUCCGAGCAAGAGACUACCACCAGCCCGAGUCUGGAGGGAGAUGUGACCACCGAAGAGGUUACUACGUCGGCCAGCCCCGCUUUUAGUCGCGAUGAGGAGGCUAGCAUAUUGAUUGACCCGGCCCCAGGAACCCUCCAGGAGGAUGUUGCACCCCAACAGAAGUCUGCGAAGCUCCUCCUGCUGAGCACCCCAUCCAAGCGAACCGUGGAGAUUGAACGUCAGCUGGAGGAGCAGGACGAGGGAGAGGACAGCAAGGCGGACGCUGUGGAAAGUGAGGCAGCCACCGCAGCCACCACCACGCCACAGCCCACCGCAGAUGAGCAGACCACAGACAGCCAGGACCAGGGCAGUCCCACCGCAGAGGGCAGCGAGUCGGAGGAAACCACAACUUCGGCCACAACAAAACUGUUUACCAUCGAGGGCACAGGCGGCGAGGACGCGGCCCAGCCCAAUGUGGCCGUAUCCCUGGCUCAGGACUCUGUCAACACCACAGUUUCGAUUGCCGAGCAGCCGCAGGUGCCCGGCGACAACAAUGCGGCCGUGGAACUCUCCCUCGUAGAACCGGAGGCCGAGUACGUGCUGGUUGAGAGCCACGGCCACCCGGAUGAGCUGGACCUUCAGCUGGGGAGCUUCACGCACAUCGACAGCGAAGUGCACUUGCAGCCGGUGGUGCACUCGGUGGAAAUCGUUCCCACCAGCUUCGACGAUCCUUUGAUUGUCAAUUACGUGCACAAUUUGCGAUGA